AUGGUUGAUGUUUUGAUAACACGAGGUGGACUUGUUGGCAUUUGCGCCGGUGGGGGUUACGCAGUUGGCGCCGCCAAGGGUGACCAUCGCUUCAAGGCUGUCUCUAUUGCAGACGAGAAGGCCGCCGCUCUUGACCAAGUUGCGCAAGCCGUUCAAGCGGAGGCCGCUGGAAACGAGCCUGUCGCCGCCCCUUAUGCUCCGCCGACCCUCGAUGAUAACACCCCUUACGAUCUUAAAGAGGCUUAUGAGUAUUACUUGACCGCUCGUGGCCAGCAUCCCAAUGCUCAAAACAAGAUGUUGCUCCGAUCUACCGGUCUCGUCAUAAACUUUGAUGCUUGGCUAAUUGCCGAUAUUUUCCUGACUCAGCCCCUCCUGAUUGUCGUGGGCGAAAAAGCCGAGAGCAGAUGGCAUUCGGAAAAGAUUUACAAGAUCCUCGAUGGCAAGAACAAGGCGUUGAAGAAGGUAGUUGUACCCAAUGCACGCCACAUGGACUUCUACGAUAAGGAGGACUACAUCAACCCUGCGAUCGAGAAGAUAGUCAAUCACCUCAGCCCCAACAAUUAG
Molecule: messenger RNA, 564 nt
Organism: Fusarium redolens
Lineage: Eukaryota; Fungi; Ascomycota; Sordariomycetes; Hypocreales; Nectriaceae
Exons: 2
Coding region: 1-564 (187 amino acids)
Source: RefSeq, a predicted model, not a curated record